UAUAGUUUCCAUCCCACCAAUUCAUCCAUCUUCCCCUUCUAAGCUUAGCCGUCAGUCCUCAAAUGGCUUGCUGCUGCAAACUCCCCAUCUCAUAUUUCCGGGCCGCCGCCAAAUCCCGCUACCCUUUCCCCAACUGUUCAAUAUCCGCAUUUCCGCCCAUUUACUCUCCUUUCAAUCACCCAAUGAAACCCUUCAAUCCUAGUUCUCUCUCAGCUUCAACAACCGCCGCUGCUCCACCCACUUUCUCUUGGGACGACGUCGUUCGCGUCUCUCUACCCGAGUACAACCCCCUCGAUGCUUCCGAUCUCCGAGGCUUCUUCGAUAAAAUCGAAGCUUGUAACCGUGGCGCUGAAUUGCAAUAUGAGUUCCUUCCUUUUGUUAUCGAAGACCAAGUUGUUGGUUACAUACAUAAAAGUUUUGCUGAAAAUUUAAGAAAAUUUGAGGACGUUUUUAUAUUAUCUGAAGAUAAGUCUGAUGGAGGUAAUGUAAGGCUGCAUCGAUCAUUACAACUGGCCGAUGAUCGAACUAGAGCUGUUGAAGAAGUGAUCAAAUGCUUGGCUGAAAAUAAACUGAUUCCGGGUAUAAGGAAUGAGCUAUAUCCUGUGACAUCAUCGUAUGGCGCCCCAGUUUUUUUCUCCAUUGAGCGUGCUGCCGCACCUUAUUUUGGAAUAAAGGCUUAUGGCGUUCACAUGAAUGGCUAUGUUGAAAAAGACGGGCAAAAAUUUCUAUGGGUGGGGAAGAGGAGUCCAGUGAAACCUACUUUUCCUGGCAUGCUUGAUCACCUAGUUGCUGGAGGACUGCCUCAUGAAAUUGCCUGUGGGGAGAAUCUUAUUAAGGAAUGUGAAGAGGAAGCCGGAAUAUCAAGAUCUCUAGCUAGUAGAGCUAUACCAGUUGGUGCUGUCUCAUAUUCAGAUAUCGAUGGGCACAGAUUCAAGAGAGAUGUUCUAUUUACUUACGAUCUAAAACUCCCAGAAAGUUUUGUACCAAAUAAUCAAGAUGGAGAAGUGGAAAGCUUCAAGUUGAUCCCUGUGAAACAAGUUUCUAAUAUCAUAAAAAGGACACAGUUUUUCAAGUCAAAUUGCAGCAUUGUCAUAAUCGAUUUCCUGUUUCGUCAUGGGUACAUAACUCCAGAAUGUUUUGGGUAUUUGGAUCUUCUACGAAGUUUGAAGAGCGGAGAUUGCUCCUAAAUGUGUACUUUCUUGUAUAAGGUGUCUAAAAUCAAAGCCAUCUCUUAGUCUAAAAUAUACAAGGCGAAUUAUUAUUCAUCACUGAGGGAAAUCAUUAUUAGACAUAUCCCGAGGAGUUGCAAUUGUGAGGCUGAUUCUCUAGCUAAACAGGGGAUUGGAUGAAUAUUAUUAAGUGUCAUAGAGGUUUUCUAGCAGGUUCUUGGUCUAUUGAGGCUGAAGGGGUUGGGAAAGUUUUGUUAUUGUUUAAGGAAGGUUUGGUCGUUUAGGGAGUUUUGUUUAAAUAUUCUGUAAUUUUUAUGGCUUUGACAGUGUGUCUUGGUUGUA
Molecule: messenger RNA, 1511 nt
Organism: Hibiscus syriacus
Lineage: Eukaryota; Viridiplantae; Streptophyta; Magnoliopsida; Malvales; Malvaceae
Product: nudix hydrolase 20, chloroplastic-like
Exons: 9
Coding region: 63-1187 (374 amino acids)
Molecular function (GO): 8-oxo-dGDP phosphatase activity
Source: RefSeq, a predicted model, not a curated record